Beta vulgaris subsp. vulgaris (sugar beet) is the source of this 1128-nucleotide messenger RNA. Its product is annotated as jasmonate-induced protein homolog. Bases 179 to 841 code for a protein of 220 amino acids. The transcript has 3 exons. Lineage: Eukaryota; Viridiplantae; Streptophyta; Magnoliopsida; Caryophyllales; Amaranthaceae. The record is from RefSeq and is a predicted model, not a curated record.
UCAGUAGGUGCUCUACGGAUUUCAUCAAGUCUAUAAAUAGCCAAGAGGAUAUCUCGUCUUGAACUCACGCACCACAUUACUACGUACACAAUCUUCUAUAUAUAGCUAAUAGCUUCUUGAGUAAAAGUAAUACACUAGUGAUCUUUGGGUGUUAGCUGAGCAUUAAGCAAAGGAAAUAAUGGCAUCACUUCAAUGCGAGAGGAAGGAGGAAGAAGUCGUAGGUGCUGCGCAUAUCAGCUCAGAGGAGAAAGCAAGUUUGGAUGAGAUAAUCAAGCACGCAGAGGACUCUUAUGUCUCUGAAGAUGUCGUUGCGAAACAUGGUGGCCAUGGUCUGUGCACAGCUGGUGGUCAUGAUCAUGGCCUAUCCGCGGAAGAUCGCAUGGUCGGGGGUAUAAACCUAGGCUUCCGUAUAGUCGCGAUAGCAGGAGGCUUGAAGAAUCAGACAAAGGGAUCUUUGAAAAUUUCAGACAGCAAGAAAUGGGCGGGACAUGUUGUCAAAAACUUCCCUAAUCCUCUCAGUAAUAUGGGUGCUUUCUCUUUUUCGGCCAUGUCGGCAACGGGUGUUAAGGCCGGGGUGGCUUAUGCUGGCAAGAAUCGUGCUGGUGUUGAAUGUGCAUGGCUCCUUGCUUUUGCGGACACUACGGCUACUAAACGUAGGAUUUAUGCAGAGUGUGGCCCUAAAAGCAAAUUCAACCGUAUUGAUUGGGCAAAAAUCGAACAGAAGCUAGUUAAUGCUGGACAACUAGCUAAAGCCUCUGACAAGGCGACUGGAACUUCGGUGUAUGCUACUAUUACUGGCUCCAGUGGCAAAGACGUUGUUGCUGCAGCCUUCACUGGUUAAACACACAUAUAUAGUACUUCGUGCAUAUACUACGUAGGAUGUGGAUCACUAUUAUAGUAUUAUAUAUAGUUGCUCCAUGCAAGUACUUGUGUGGAUCAACUAUAUGUGUAUUGUAUAUGAUUUACUUCGUCGUUGGUGUGCGGUUAUUUCAGUAUGUUUUAGUUUUAUUAUUAUGAGGGCCAAGCACAUGUAGGCUGUAAGAACAUGCUAUCUACCUGCAUGAUUCAACCGUGCAUGUACUCAUAUGUAUAAUGUAUUACCUAUAAAUAAAAGUCCCUCUUUUAUUA